CCGUCGAGCGGCAGAUUAAGUUUGGUUCCGGAACAUGUGCUUUCUCCACGCGACACACUAAUAAAAAAUAUAAAAAUAUAUUUCCACCUCUUUUCUUUUGGAUUAAAUUGAAGAAAAAAGCUGAAUAUUAAAUAGUUGUUAGUACAUCAAUUUAUCGAUGGAAUCUGCACGGAAGAUGGAACAGAUCGCCCAAAAUAAUCCGAUUGCGAUACAAUUUAACUCGACGGCGAUGAAUUCUCGUGCUCCAUGGGGGACAAGUAUGGUGCAGGUCGCUCUAAAUAAUCCAAUUAUUUUGACUCAAAUCCUGCAACAGGCCUACACCUCGUUGAAAACUUGUCGACUCGUCUCUCACUUUUGGAACGACAUGGUCCUCUCCCUCCCAAAUACGAGACUCGCGUUAAGGCUCCGAAAACUUCCCCUCGCCGAAGACAAUCUCUUCCAGUUUGACACCAGCGAAGAAGAUGACGACGAUGAGGACAUUGACCCCGGUCCCGUUCCCUUUCUCACGCUCUGCCUAACGUUAGAUGCCCGACUUGCGAAACGCAUCUGGGCCUCGAGCUCGGCGUCUUCUCGAUUGGCUCCCAAAACCAAAAUCAACUACUUUGGGACAAAGUUGCUCCACGUUUGCGACAAGUUUAGCCAACGUGUACAAAUCCUAGAAAUUUCCACCCAUUCGGAAGACUACUUACCACCGAUUUACCACGUUUUGAAGAAUUGCUGUCCAAAUUUGACCCAGUUGAGAAUCAAGGUCACACCAGGAACGGCAUCGUCGAAUUACAGUAUUUCUGAAAUUUUAUUCCAUCCACUAUCCCCGAAACCAAACUUGACCACGGUGGCCGUCACUCUCAGCAACCCCCGGAAUCUUGCAAGGUUUUCGAUUCUUCCCCACGUUACACAGCAGGUGGUCCACUCGGCGCCGAAUUUACGAGAGAUUUUCCUUCCAGUCGGAUUCUAUCCAGAUUUCGCAAUUUCGCCUCAUCUCGAAACCUUAGCGAUUGGGCAAGACCUCUUUUGCCGAACAGAAUCCUCCAAUAAGUCUGCCAUGUCGAUAAUGUUGGCACAAGUGAGCGACCAUUUGAUCAAUUUGAGCCUGGGGAAGACAGGGAUCCAAAACAUUGAGAGUUUCGAAGUCCUCUUGCCUGGGAUGGCUAAAUUGAAGAUGUUUCGGAACAUGAUGGUGGACGUUUUUCGAUGCGGCGACUUCUUCAAGAAUAUCGCAGGCUUGAUGCCCUCUCUGACCAGGAUCGUGGUUGGAGAAGCGUUUCAAUGUUCGAAAGGUGUCGAUGAAAUUUUGCAAAAUCUCCGAAAUUCGGGACAGAUCGUGGCCACCGUGACGGAUCUGGUGCUUAUUGGUGUGCACGAGGUCACCCUGCUGGACGGAUUGGAGACCGUGUUACCGAACGUGGCCGAGUUGAAGGUUGAUUCGUUGUAUGAGGCGAGAAUCCUGUCUGGCGGUGGUGGUGGUGGAAGAAGAUGGGGGUUUCCUUGGGGAAAGUGUGACACCGAGAUGGGCGCCGUGCUCGCAGCGUGUCGGGGUUGGAGGGGGUUGAAACAUCUAAAGUUGGGCGUGUCCACGUAUCCUAAUGUCGAGGAUAUGAUUAAGGAUCUGCUGGAUAACAGGGAAUUGUUUAAAGAAAGAUUAAAAACUUUGGAAAUUAGUCUAAUGAAGUGCAUGUAUUAUCCGACCCACAACUUGACUCAGGGCGAGAUGAACCUGUUUGAAACUCUCCUCAUGGAAAUGCGCGACAUGAACGAGGUCACGAUCUUAUUCCUUUACUUUGGCGCAGAAUCCCGUAAGAAGAUGCUGGAUUUCAUGGUGUCCAACAAAUUGGAGGUGUCCAAGUUUAAGAUGUUUCAAGGAGGAAAAACGUGUCGUGACGGGGAGUGAUUUUUUGAUUAAAUGAUGACCUACAUAAUUUAUUUGUUAUACAUACGUUAUAUUUAUUGCUUGUUAAGUUAAACUUGUUACCGGUGUAAAAUUUAGUAAAGUUUAGUUAGUGAAUCAAAUCUCUAGACAAAUUUCACUUUAUUGAUGGUUUAUUUUUAUUUUUUAUGGUUAUAAAGUUAGAUUAGAAGUUUAAUUUUUUUCUUCUGUAAGUAUACAGAUACAGAUAUGUAUGCACGUGCAUAAUUGUGAUUAAUGAGAUUCGUAAAAUUUAAAUGAAAUCUUGCAGAUUUUGUUUUUGACAAAAAAUUUCGAAAUAAAUGGGAAAUUAUGCAAAAAAACACUAA
Molecule: messenger RNA, 2232 nt
Organism: Folsomia candida
Lineage: Eukaryota; Metazoa; Arthropoda; Collembola; Entomobryomorpha; Isotomidae
Exons: 6
Coding region: 158-1888 (576 amino acids)
Source: RefSeq, a predicted model, not a curated record